UUAAAAAUGGCGGCGGCCGGACAAAAUUUUGGAUAGUGAACAGGCCUCGAAGUACAUGUACCUUCCGUGAUUGGGCGGUAGUGAAGAUCCUCUGGAGACAGACUGAAAAUGACCAUCGCAUCAACUCGAUUCUCCCUUAUAAUUUGAUAUGUCACCUGAGUAGAAGCACCGAGAUUCAUUAUUGUUUUAGAAAUGGAGCCCAACCCUAAAGACUGCCAUACCCUGACAGAGUUUGGUGCUUUGGACUCAAAAGAAGAUAAGAGUGGAGGUUUACUGUCGUGGGUGUCUUCUAAAUGGAAGAGAGUGAAAGGGUCUAAAGUUCCUGGAAGAGCAGCAAACAAGGAAGAUGUUGGAGAGAAAAAGACCAAUGGUAGCUCAGUGCAGGGUGGUCAGGGCAGUGGUAGUGAGGGUCAGAGGGUGAUAAUUCCUAAAUGGAAGAGAGUGAAAGGGUCUAAAGUUCCUGGAAGAGCAGCAAACAAGGAAGAUGUUGGAGAGAAAAAGACCAAUGGUAGCUCAGUGCAGGGUGGUCAGGGCAGUGGUAGUGAGGGUCAGAGGGUGAUAAUUCCUCCCAUUGAUUUACCUUUACCAGAAGGUGGCAGCAGUUGUAUACAGAAUGCAGAUGAUAAUGCAAGUAUUGGAAGCAGUGUUUCAGAUGGCAGCGUGAUGAACAGAAGUGGGCAGUUUAUAAUGCCCAAAAGGACACUCACAGGAGUUUUAAAUAGACUAAGCAGCAUCUUGGCAAUGAAUACACAGUCACAGAUCUACAAAGACAUGGAGUUCAAGCAGUACUGGAUGCCAGACAAAGAUUGUAAGGAAUGUUACGAGUGUGGAGAUAAAUUCACCACUUUCAGACGGAGACAUCAUUGUCGUGUCUGUGGACAGGUGUUCUGUAGUCGCUGCUGCAAUCAGGAGGUGCCAGGGAGGGUGAUGGGUUACACAGGUGACUUGAGGGUUUGUUCCUACUGUUGCAAUGUGGUACUGAGUUAUGCUCAGCAAAAUCCAUCUGGAGAGAUAUCAGAACCCCUUCAAGAAGAUCUGAAGACCCUGGCAAAGGAGGGCAAGGAAAGCAGCUUGAAAGUAGUGCUCCAUGGAUUUGGUCGUUGGACCCCCAUACCAAGGAGGAAGGAAAUAAAUGGAGAUGAAGAUAGUAACUGGAACAGGUCAGCCAGUGCAACAGACCUGGAUAGUUAUGGACAAAAGUUUUCUUCCAACAUGUUUGAUCUGACUCCUCAGACUGAGUUGGCCUCCCAGCAGCUGAUAGCAGAAGAUGAAAGAAGGUUACUGAUUGAGGACUCUGUGCAGCUCAAGAACAUUUGGCAAUUAAUAAAACAUCCAACAGAGGGAAUUGAGUUUCAGAGCCAUAGAUAUCGUCUUAGAACUUACCCAAACUGUAUCUUAGGGAAUUCUUUAGUGGACUACCUGAUCAAAGCUGAUAAAGCUGGCAACAGAAUGCAGGCCGUGGUGAUAGGGCAAGCUCUGGUGGAUGCCAGGUGGUUGGAGUGUGUUACUUUAAACCAGCAGAUCUUCAGAGAUGAGUAUGUCCUGUACAGACCAGGAGAGGCUGCAGCAAGAGAAAGCCCAGAUGAAGAUCUGUCUAAAGAUACAGCUGCCCAGGAGGUGAAUCUGGAGCCAUCUUGGCUGAGUGAGAUCCAACAGCAAGACAGUGAUUCAUUGUCACUCUCAGAAGAGCAAGACAUCAAGCCAUCUACUCACCCUCCCUCUGUGUUUUAUGUCAGCAAAGAUGGAAAAGGGGGGGAUGAGUCUCCUAAAAGAAAAAAGCUGCAGAAACCAGAUAAAGGUGGAAAAAUUAUGGACAGUGAGUCUUUUGCAGAGACUGAUAUGGAAAACACUGGUGCUUUUGAGGAAUUUAUUAGAGGUGCUCUCAUUGUAAGUGCCAGCAAUACAAAGAUGGACAGCAUAGAGUCACUGCAGAGAAGCUGGCAUUCAGAUGAUACCAUAGACAGCAGUGACAAUUCCACAGCCUCUUUAGCUUACCAAAGAAUGAUUAAAGCUCACAAAGAACACAUGACCAACCUUACCAAGCAGUUGCUGACCCAGGAAGGUUUGUCAAUGGGAUGGACAGAUUUGAUCAUGACAAAAGCCACGAAAGUUGCUGAAGUGGUGAACCCUGACGUCAGACAUGAGGGAGAUGAGAUGGAUAUAAGAGCUUAUGUGCAGGUUAAAAAGAUACCAGGAGGGGAGAAGACAGAUACCAAGAUCUACCAUGGUGUGGUGUGUAGUAAGAAUAUAUCCCACAAGAAGAUGCAGCACAGUAUUAACAACGCUAAGAUCCUGCUGCUCAGGUGCAGCAUAGAAUAUCAGAGACGAGAGCAGAAGUUUUCCUCUUUAGAACCACAGAUAUUACAGGAAAAUGAAUUUAUCAAGAACAAUGUCUCAAAGAUAGCGGCAUGGAAGCCAGACUUACUGCUGGUAGAGAAAUCAGUAUCAAGGCUAGCUCAACAGUUUAUCCUGGAUGAAGGCAUAACUCUGGUUCUCAAUGUAAAACCAAGUGUGAUGAAGAGGGUUGCCAGACUCACCCAGGCAGAUAUUGUCUCGUCUAUUGAUGGUCUUGUGAAUAAGCCUACACUUGGAACUUGUAGAAAUUUUAGAGUCCACACUCACUCCUUGCCAAAGGGCUACAAGAAAACCCUGAUGUAUUUUGAUGGCUGUCCAGCACAUUUAGGUUGCACAGUGACACUGAGGGGGGCAUCAGAACCCGAGCUGAAGAGGGUGAAAAAUAUUCUACAGUUCAUCAUCUAUAUUGCCUUCAACUCAAGAUUGGAAAUUUCCUUUCUCAUGGAUGAGUUUGCCAUGCCACCCCCUGCCCCAGAUGAGGUCCCCCUGGGGAUAGAUGCCCUGGGGUCAUCCCCAGAAAGUCCAGACAAAAAGUUUGAAUUUAAAGAGCAGGGGAAGGAGAGUGAAAAAAGCCUUGAGUUCAAGCCACUCAGCAGUAUAACUGUCUCAGAAGACAAUGGGGAAGUGCAUGCUGGGAAGGCACUUUCAGCAUUCCCUCAUCCUGACCUUGACCCCCAAAUGGGGAAGCUGACAGAUAUGUUGCAAAAAGAAAUUGUUGAAGGUGACAUUCCAGUUCUUCAGCUCACCAAACCCAAACCUGAUGUCAGAUCACAAGGUGGAAGUGGACACAGAGAUGCUAAUCCAGCAAAGCGUUCUGCCAGUAAAUCUCCUGUAAGGCAAACAAAAAAUUCUAAAUCUCCCAAACAUGGAGAUUCUGCACACGGUCAUAAUACUCUUGAUGUUCAGAACAGCAGUGACAGUGGAAAAAUAUAUAGUAGCAGUGGUUCAGAGAACAGUGAAGACAAACGUGGAUCAACUUCGGCAUCUGUGGUACUGGAUAAAUCAGACCCCUUACAAACAUACCAACAGACUGAAGAUGACUCCAUCUUUUUUACAACUGAACAAAUGAAGGCAGAAACAAUUAAACAGUCUCAGAUUUUUAAGAAAACACUAGAUGACAUAAUUCUGUCAGGAUCGCCGUACUUGCGCUAUGAGGUACCUUUCCUAGUGACAGAGGAAGGCCAGAAUUGUGCCUCCAGAAAAUAUCUACAGAAGGAUUUGUACUGGUCUGUACACUUGACCCCUGAUGGUCACAAAAAACAGAGACAAAGGUUUGGUGACUUACAGACUCAUUUUGAGGAUGUAUUUGGGAUGAAUGGUGUGGAGGUGGCUCCCCCUCACCAAUUCUUGUUAGAAACGGUUGUCAAACCUGUUACAGAUAGAGAGAUGCAGGGUCUGCUGGCAGACUUCAGGGCGACUGGUGGUAGAAUCAAACCCAUUUGUCCCCAAGAAAGCAAACUCCAGAAGACACACCGGAAUGACCACAUUGCACAAAGUACAGAACAUAAAAAUUCUGAAGUGGUCGGUGAUUUGAUUUGGGAGAAGAAGACUGACUGCUUGAACCCAGCUCUUCACCAGAGAAUUGCUGUUUCCUUCUGCAGUUUCUCAUAUGUAUCAUCCAAUACUCCGAAUCAUUGUGUAUUUCCUUGGGUUGUCAAAAUGGCUUUUUAUGGGAGGAAUGACAUCACAUUAGGAGGCUUUCUUGAAAGAUAUUGUUUUAGAGAGGCGUACAAGUGCCCCCAUGAGAAUUGCGGCACACCAAUGGUGGACCACAUCAGGCGUUUUGUCCACGGCCAGGGCUGUAUCCAGAUCACCAUGAGGAAGCUGGAACACAAACUGCCAGGGUUCACUGACACCAUUCUCACAUGGAGCUAUUGUAAUAAGUGCAAGCAGGCCAGCGCAGUGGUUCCUAUAGCUUUAGAGACUUGGUCAUUGUCGUUUGCUAAAUACCUAGAGCUGCGUUUCCAUGGUAACGUGUACACCCGACGCGAUGCCCAGAAGUCGUGUACACACUCUCUCCACAGUGAUCACUAUCAGUACUUUGGUUUCAAACAGACUGUGGCAUCUUUCAAAUACAGUACUGUCAAGAACAAAGACAUUGCGCUGCCACCUCUGAGGAUCUGCUACGUGAAGGACUGUGGGUUUUGGGAAGAACAAACAUUAAAAUGGAUGCCUGCAGUCAACUGGCACUACAAGACAAAGGAGGGACUCAAGAAACUUUAUCAAGAUGGUCUUCAGGUGUUUGAUUCUAUAGUGCAAUUACUGCAUAAACUCCGCUUGGAAACUCAGUCAGAUAAGCAAGCAGAGGUUGUUGAAAAGCAUCUGGGGCAACAACAGAAAGACAAAGCUGACUUUCGAGAGAAAAUGGAAAAGCUCUUCAAGCAUUUUCCUGUGAACCAAGACAUGGUUUCAGCAGACAGCGUGAUAUCUGAUGCCGCCAUCUUGGAAGUGACGGAUGGUAUGGUCAGGAUGAAGCAACUGGUGGCAGAGAAUGUUUCAGAUUGGAAUACAAAGAUCUUAGAAUUUCAACAUCAACAAAAGAAAAUGGAAAAAGAGAAGAACAAAAAGGAUUCAAUGCAGAAAAGUGGGAAAGAGUCCAACUCUGGCACCCCCAAGACUGGGAACAGCUCCCCCAGUAAUGCAUCAGGGGUUGAAAAGGUAUCUUUGCCAACUGCGGAAAAAACUACAGUAGAGGAAGGCUCUUAUGAUCCCUUGGCUGCAUGGUGCUGUAAUAAUGUGUCCAAAGAGAUGGAAGAAGCUAUGAAAGAUAUCAGUAAGACUCCUGAGAUAACUUCAGGUUUGGAACUAACCACCUCUGCAGAUAGUUAUGUCUUUAGUGACAGCCCUGGGAUAAAUGCUGUGCUUCUCAGCCAGGCUCUGGAUGGGGGCAGUGACCCUGCUCAGCCACCUGUGAACCCCAUAGACAGUGGGUUUGUCGUCUGUCACUUUAGUAGUAUUAAUGCUCCUCGAGAAGUAAUAAUCGGCAAACCAUCUGGUGAGGAGCGUGCCCCUGAAGCCACCAUCUCCGCUGUCUCUGAACACAAGGGACACAGAAAGACAAAGUCUGCUGAUGAGAGCAAGAAUACGAGAGCAGAGGGCGCAGAGAGAGGUAGCAAACAGGGAGGAGCCAUGAAGAACAUUAUCACCAGUUUUCUGUCUAGUAUUGGUCCAGUUCCCAUACACAAUCCAUUCCCACCAGAUGAGCACUACCUCCUGCCUCUGUCAGAUGACAUUCCAGUGAUUGUGUUAGACAGGGAACCAAGCUCUAUUAUUGCUUAUGCAUUAAGCUCUAUUGAGUACAAAGUGAAGUUGAAUGAACUGAAGCAACUUGCUCUUUCCAAAGAAGCGUAUGAUAUAAACCAGAUCAAGAAGGGGGGACUAUCUAGAGUGGAGAGCACGGGGAGGCUGGACGCAGUCCAACAUUGGAAGGCAGCUGGGGGUGUCUUAAAGUUUCUACGGAGCGCAAAAGGGCAGAGUAGCCGGGACUCCAGCCCCAGUAGAAAGAAGGACUUGGAGGCCUCGGUCAAGUUUACCCCUGGUGAAAGUGAAUCUAGUUAUGAAGCAAGCACCUACUUUGAGGAAAUAGAUGGAAAAGAAGCCAAGACUCCUAAAUACCACAUAGAGCUCCAAUAUGCUGAGGGAUCAUCAAAGUUCUACUGUCAAGUUUACCAUGCUGAGAGCUUCAAGCAGAUGAGAAAAAUCUUGUGUCCAGAGGGGGAAGCAGGGUACAUCAGGUCUUUAUCCAGGUGUAUUAACUGGCUUGCCAAGGGAGGGAAAUCUGGAUCUGCUUUUUGUAAAACUCAAGAUGACCGCUACAUUUUGAAGCAGAUGUCCAAGCCAGAGGUGCAGUCUUUUCUAGAGUUUGCUCCCCACUAUAUUGAGUACACAUUGAAAUCUCAUACAGAUAAGAGUCCUACUGCUCUUGCCAAAAUAGUAGGAGCAUAUAGGAUUGGUUUCCGUAACAACCAAACCAACAUGGCUACCAAGCAAGAUCUUCUGGUGAUGGAAAAUUUAUUUUAUCCUCAAAGCAAGAAAAUUACUCAGGUAUAUGAUUUAAAAGGUUCAGAGCGUAACCGAUUAGUCAAGACAGCCAAUCAGAAGAGUGAGGAUUUAGUGCUUUUAGAUGAAAAUUUGUUGAAAAUGAGCCUAGACAAUCCGUUAUACCUGCGUCCUCACGCCAGGAAGGUGUUGAUGUCCGCCAUUACCAACGACACCCAGUUUCUGUCCAGCCAUCUUGUCAUGGACUACUCCUUACUGAUGGGUGUAGAUGAACAGAAAGGAGAGGUUCUUGUAGGAAUCAUUGACUACAUCAGAACAUUUACCUGGGACAAGAAGCUGGAGACCAUGGUGAAGUCUUCAGGGAUCCUGGGAGGACAAGGGAAAAUGCCAACAGUUGUGUCUCCAGAGCUGUACAGAACUCGUUUCUUGGAGGCAAUGGACCGGUAUUUCUUGGAGGCCCCUGAUAGGUGGAAUGGACUUAGUUGUGAUCUGGAAAUUUAAGAUGGAGGAAGAGCAGCGCUGUGUGCUGGGCCAGUUUUUAUAUAAAUAUUGGAUUUAACACCAAGACAGGUUUACUCUUAUGUAAGGGAAAGGUUUACCCAAACAUGGUUUACAUAGGGGUGUGGGUUUACCCAAA
Molecule: messenger RNA, 6991 nt
Organism: Lingula anatina
Lineage: Eukaryota; Metazoa; Brachiopoda; Lingulata; Lingulida; Lingulidae
Product: 1-phosphatidylinositol 3-phosphate 5-kinase
Biological process (GO): intracellular signal transduction; regulation of reactive oxygen species biosynthetic process; neutrophil chemotaxis
Cellular component (GO): vesicle membrane; cytoplasmic vesicle
Molecular function (GO): 1-phosphatidylinositol-3-phosphate 5-kinase activity; metal ion binding; ATP binding
Source: RefSeq, a predicted model, not a curated record